AGAAAAAGCAAAGCAUCAUCGCCGUUUUAGUUUUUAGUUAAUUGGUGUAAACGCUUUGAAACCUCAACAAGCCGUUGUUGCUCAGAAACACCACUCAAGAGUCAAGACAGAGAAAUAAUAUGAAAAACAAAAUUUCAUGACUAAAACACUACUUGAUCUUCUCUGAUUUUCCACUUUGCCCCCUCAUACACCUUCCUUUUCUCUCUGGUAAGUCUUUGUUUUUAUUUAUUUUGUGUUUUUUGUGUGUCUGCGUGUGAGGGAAGGUGAGACCAUGUUUGGAGAGAAAGAUCUCUCUGCUGAUCUCCCUAUUGAUGGGGAGAACUCUGUGAGUAACAAGCUUUCACAUGGCCGAAGCAUCCUUUUAGACCAAAGUAAAGGGUACCCACAUGAGAAAAUUGGUUUGUCUCAAAAGAAUAGUCUCGAUUUUUUUAAAGAAUCAACUAUGAAUCUUGAUGGGUUUUCUUCUAAACCCUCAAAUUCUGCCUCCCAAGAGCUCACUUUGAGAUAUCUCUGUGAAAAUCCCAAACUUGGUGAGAAAAUCUUGAUGGAAAAAUUUGCUUCUCACAAGGGGAAAGAGGUUGUUUUUGUUGAGAAUUCAAGUCAAGAUGACAAAUUUGUGGAGAGAGAUUUCUUGAAUUUGAAUGAAAGUAGAGUGAAUUCUUCUUGUUCUAAAAGGGAAAUAGAGGAAGAAGAAGAAGAGUUUCAGGGGGAGAGUAACACUAACAAUAGAGACAAGACACCAAGGCUAGAGACUCUUAAUCUGUCUCUGUCUUUGCCUGAUGUGUCUCUUUCUUUAACUGCAUCAAAUGCUUUGCAAAAGCCUGCUAGGAGUGUACAAUCUUUGGCACCAUCAAGAGAUAACAACACCCAAACGACUUGUUCAAAUGAUUUCACUGCUGCUUCACUUUCUUAUUCGUAUUCUCACCCGUUUUCGCACAAUCCUAGUUGUUCGUUAACGCAUAAUUCGACCGAGAAUUAUGAUUAUUCUGUAGGGAGGGAUGAUCAAAUUUGGUGUGGUGGUGAGGGGACUAAUGGGUCAGUUCAUAGUCGGUUCAAACCUAUUGGAGAUGGCGUUAUUGCUUUGAACAAUCAUGGUGGUGGUGGUGGUGGUGGAGGAGGAGGAGGAGGCGGUGGGUUUUCUAUGAUGCAAAGUAGUCGUUUGAUGAAUAAGGAUUCGUGUAACAAUAGUCUUUAUAAGACUACGAGUUCGGAUAAUCUUUCAUUUUUCCCUUCUGAAUUGCCUGCAAGGCUGCGGAUAGAUACCAAUUCUGGGGAUUCCAGGAGGAAGGAUUCUGAGAAUUUGAGAGGCUUGGAGAAUACUGAUGGAGGGAGAGCAUGGAAGGUUUCUAGACCAGAGAGAAUUCUUCGGGAGAUUGUAUCAGAGUCUGUUCCUCUCAUGGCUCAAAUAAUUCAGGAGCUUUCAGAGGAAACUCUUGAAUCGAUUAAAGAUUAUCUCAAAAAUCUUUUUGUGGUGUCUGAGAAGAAAGAGGAGUUGGUAGGAUUGCAAAAACGACUUGAGAGAAGAUCUGAUCUGAACAAGGAGACACUGUCAAAAUGCCACAAGGAUCAAUUAGAAAUAUUGGUUGCAGUAAAAAUGGGGCUCGGGAGCUUUCUGUCUGCAAAAGUUCAGCUUCCUAUAAAUGAGCUGGUGGAGAUUUUCUUGUUAAUGAGGUGUAGGAAUGUAAAUUGCAAGAGUAUAUUACCUGUUGAUGAUUGUGACUGUAAACUUUGCUCUGCAAAUAAAGGAUUUUGCAGCUCAUGCAUGUGUCCAGUUUGUAUGAAUUUUGAUUGUGCCAACAAUACUUGCAGUUGGGUUGGCUGUGAUGUUUGUUCACAUUGGUGCCAUGCCGCUUGUGGUAUUCAGAGGAACCUAAUUAAGCCAGGCCCGAGCUUGAAGGGGCCCUCGGGAACUUCUGAGAUGCAGUUCCACUGUCUUAUGUGUGAUCAUGCCUCAGAGAUGUUUGGGUUCGUUAAGGAUGUGUUUUUGUUUUGCGCAAAGAAUUGGGGCCUAGACACCUUGGUCAAGGAGCUUGACUGUGUAAGGAAAAUUUUCAAGGGAAGUGAUGAUUUUAAGGGCAAGGAAUUGCAUAUUAAGGCAAAUGAAUUGGUCUCCAAGCUGGAAAACAAAGUGAUGUCUCCUUCGGAAGCUUGUAGCUCCAUUAUUCAAUUCUUCAAUCGUGCAGAUAAUAUGUCAGACUAUGCUCCUGCUUCCAGUACUUUGCAUGACUUGAUGGCAGCUCAAGCUAGCCUAAGAAAAGAUAGAACUCCAAUUCCAUCAGCUACUUCUCUGCCUCCGAAAUACACCAUGUAUAACAUAACUUCCUCAAGUGGACGGCGAGAUUCAUUGUCAAAUGAUCUCCGUCAAAAAGACCUCAUGAGCGACCUCAAAAUUGAAGAUGAGUUUCAGUUUGGUAAGUUAUCAAAGAAUGAUGGUUUUGACAGCUUGGAAAGCAUUGUUCGUAUUAAAGAAGUGGAAGCAAGAAUGUUCCAGAACAAGGCAGAUGAUGCUCGGAGAGAGGCAGAGGAAUACAAGCGAAUGAUUCGGGCCAAAUCUGAGAAAUUGGACGAAGAGUAUGCCCAGAAACUCGCAAAACUUUGUUUGCCAGAGACAGAGGAAAGGCGAAGGAAGAAAUUCGAUGAACUGAAGGAUUUAGAAGAUUCACAUUGUGAUUACUUCAAAAUGAAGAUGCGAAUGCAAGCCGAGAUUUCUGGUUUAAUGGAGAGAAUGGAGGCCACAAAGCAGCAGUGGGUUUAGUUUUCUGGCAUUUGAAGUUGUUAUUCUCUUUUGGUUACAAUUUCUACUAAGGGUGUGUAAUUUGUUCUUGUUUUCACCAUUUUGAACCCAACUUCCUUCUUCAAAUGGAAAAUGGAUGGCUUUUGUUCUACUUGUGAUAACAUGCCCACUUCAUUUUUUUUAAAUAUUAGUCGGAAUAUUUUGGACUAGGAUGCUCUCCUAAUCCGAGAAAUGCAAGCUCAUGUGAACUCAUAUAAGAAUGUUUUAUA
Messenger RNA from Pistacia vera, 3003 nucleotides. Its product is annotated as protein OBERON 3. Gene Ontology annotation, cellular component: nucleus. The coding region runs from base 272 to 2755 and encodes 827 amino acids. The record is from RefSeq and is a predicted model, not a curated record. The transcript has 2 exons. Lineage: Eukaryota; Viridiplantae; Streptophyta; Magnoliopsida; Sapindales; Anacardiaceae.